AUGCACCCGAAAAGCCGCCGCGAUUUUGCAAUAGCCAUUAUUUGUGCACUUCCUGUGGAAGCUGACGCUGUGGAAGGACUUUUCGAUGAAACCUACGACCGGUUGGGAAGAUCCUACGGAAAACAGCCCGGAGAUACGAACGCAUAUAUCAACGGAAGGAUCGGCCAUCAUAAUGUUGUUCUGUGUUAUAUGCCAGGAAUGGGAAAAGACAGCGCAGCAAGCGUGGCCUCUACCCUUCGCAUCAGCUACACUGCAAUCCAGGUUGCACUGAUUGUUGGGAUCUGUGGCGGAGUACCAUCACCGUCCCCUGGUAGGCAGAUCUACCUAGGUGAUGUUCUUAUUAGCGAUUCCGUGGUUGCAUACGAUUUCGGUAGACAAUACCCGGCUGGUUUUCGGAGAAAGACAAAUGUCAAGGACACAUUGGGAAGGCCAAAUCUAGAGAUUCGAUCUCUUCUCGCCGGCCUCAAAGCAAGUCGAUCCCAAACUGAAUUUCAACAUCAGAUAAAGGAGAGACAAGAUGGCAGCACCCAGGACGCUUCUUAUCUUCACAAGCAUCACCCACAAUUCUCACCUAGCCGAUGUGGCUGCUCCGCUGAUGACUCGCCCUAUAAUAUAUGUGAUGGGGCACUGGAGAUAGAAUGUUACGAUCUCGGGUUUGAUGAUAACCGAGUUAUUCGUCAACGAAACGAUACAACAAUAACCAAACCCUCCGUGCACAUUGGAACAAUCGCGUCCGCUGACACAGUGAUGAAGUCUGGAGAGCAUCGCGAUGCAAUAACAAGAGAAGAGAGAGUUCUUGGGUUUGAAAUGGAGGCGGCAGCAGUGUGGGAUAACAUUCCAUGUAUCAUCAUCAAGGGAAUAUGUGAUUAUGCAGAUAUGCAUAAAACCAAAGCGUGGCAAUGUUACGCAGCAGCAACUGGAGCUUCAGCAAGGCCUUUUUGGGAUACUGGAGACCUGUUGGCACAGGUGUGUCUAUCUCUUAGCUCCCAAGCAAAUGACGAAAGCAACCAAACUCCCCCUAUAAUGGUUGAUGAGCAAAGUAUCCGGACCGUACAGGGGUCAGAGGGGAAAUCGACAGCCCUACAGGAGCACACGUCCACGAAGGGAAUCUCGACUACCGGUCUGGUCAAUGAUACAAAGCUGCGCCAGGUAGAAACGCUUGGAUCUCUGCAAACACUAGGCGAUGCUCUUUACUGUCAAGCAAUGUAUGGUGAAGCUGAGAGAUCAUACCGGGUCUCCUGGAACGGCCGCAGGCGAAUCCUUGGGGGGAUCCACUCAGACACACUCAGGUCUCGUAAUAGUUUAGGGGAUGCUCUCUACAGGCAAGGGAAGUAUGCUCUAGCCGAGACAACAUACCGGGACGCCUGGGACGGCCGCAAGAAAACCCUUGGGGACGACCACCCAGACACACUUAUGUCUCUCCAUUGGGUUGGUCAGGCUCUCUAUUCUCAGGAGAAGUACGUCCAAGCGCAAGCACCAUACCGAGACGCCUGGGAGGGACAAAAGCGAGUACUUGGUGAGAAACACGCAGACACGUUAGCUUCUUUCCAUGGACUAGAGGAUGCUCUCCGUAAGAGUCCCUUCGCUCCAAAAAAGAAAGCGCCAACACCGAAAGGAAUUACCACAACGUUGAGGAGUGUAACGAAAUGUUUCCCUUAUCAAUGCACAUAUGCGAAUCUCUUUCACAUUCCCUCUGUCAACACUACAUUUCGAGAGCUAAAGCUCCUACUUCCGUAG
Molecule: messenger RNA, 1737 nt
Organism: Penicillium canariense
Lineage: Eukaryota; Fungi; Ascomycota; Eurotiomycetes; Eurotiales; Aspergillaceae
Product: 5'-methylthioadenosine/S-adenosylhomocysteine nucleosidase family protein
Exons: 4
Coding region: 1-1737 (578 amino acids)
Biological process (GO): nucleoside metabolic process
Molecular function (GO): catalytic activity; protein binding
Source: RefSeq, a predicted model, not a curated record